CUCUCUCUCCUCUCCUCUCUCUCUCUUGUGCAGGGGAGGAGCGCAGCUCAGCUCCUCUCUGUAUAAGAAGUGUUGAACGCACAACAAGGGAUUUUACACCGCUACUCAGGAGAAACGAAAUGAUCUGCCCUGGAGCCGCAGCAAAAUGCUGGAUGGACACCUACUCCUGGGAUGGUUAUCGUUCACAAUUAUAGUGUAUCUUCUAAGCCUGCCCGGACCCACCACAGCUUACUUUGGGUUGACAGGUAAUGAACCAUUAUCUCUCCUGCCACUGAAUUCCCUACCAGAAGACUCCGUGGGCAGGGCCCACUUGAAACUUUGCGACCAGCUCAAACUGGACAAGAAGCAACGCAGGAUGUGCAGAAGAGACCCGGGCAUGGUGAAUAUUCUGAAGGAGUCCGUAAUCCUGAGCGCCCUAGAAUGCCAGCAUCAGUUCCGCUUUGAGAGGUGGAACUGCACCUUGGAGGGGCGCCACCGAAGCAACAUAUUAAAAAGAGGAUUUAAAGAGACAGGCUUCCUGUACGCCAUCUCCUCAGCGGGGUUGAUACAUGCGUUGGCCAAAGCUUGCAGCGCAAGCCGCAUGGAGCGCUGCACGUGUGACGAGGCCCCGUACCUGGGGAACCGCGAGGCCUGGCAGUGGGGCGGCUGUGGAGACAACUUCAAAUUUGCCAACAAGUUUGUCAAGGAGUUUCUUGGCAAACGCUCUAACAAGGACCUGCGCGCACUUGUGGACAUGCAUAACUCAAAUGUGGGCAUGAAAGUAAUCAAGGCUGGAUUGGAGACCACUUGCAAAUGCCACGGGGUCUCAGGCUCCUGCACGGUCCGGACCUGCUGGAGGCAGCUCCCGCCCUUCCACGAGAUUGGCAAGCAGCUGAAGCAGCGCUACGAGACCUCCUUCAAGGUCGGCAGUUCCACCAAUGAGGCCACGGGGGAGGCUGAGAUCUCCACGGGCCGGAGCCAGCAGCAGCAGCAGCAGCAGCAGCCCCUGCCUGGGUCGAGCGCUCAAAUCCCCCGCACUAUGGACCUGCUCCACAUCGAGGACUCGCCCAGCUUCUGUAAACCCAGCAAGUACUCACCUGGCACUGCGGGCCGCAAGUGCUACAAAGACAAAAACUGUGACGCUAUCUGUUGUGGGCGGGGCCACAACACGCAGAGCAAAGAGGUGACCGGGCCCUGCCAGUGCCAGGUGCGCUGGUGCUGCUACGUGGAAUGCAAGCAGUGCACGCAGAGAGAAGAAGUGUACACCUGCAAAGGGUAAAGCCAUCACCCGUCAGACCCCCAGGAUCAGUGAAGCAUAUCACGGAUGGUUGUGUUGAAGACAACUGGUUGUUUUUGUUCUCAUGCGAUGCUCUGCGUCCGGCAUCCGAACAUUAUGCAGAGAAAAAUGAAGCAAUAAGCACUUUGAGGGAGGGUUUGUAGUUUAGAUUAUCAGGGGUCCUGCAGAGUAACAACUGUUUUCAGACAACUGGGUCAUCAUCUCAAGCUUUUUAUCACAUUGUUGCCUUGCAGACAUUUACUUUUUAAAAACUUCAUUGGCUCCAUUUUGCAAGAUAAAAGAAAUAAAAUAUAUAAGGCAGUUGAUGAAGACCCAACACAAGGACAGCAACACUAAGAGACUGAUGCCUUUGGCUUUGCCCAAAGAGGAACGAUGUGUGUGCGUGUGUCUGUAUGUGUGUGUUUUUGUAAGCUUGUGAGAAUGUAGAAGACAACAAGUCUGAGUUACAAUUUUUUAUAGCAACAAAAAUUGGAAACUGCUUAAAAAAAGAGGACAGGGUGUAAUACUUAUUUUACACGCACAUAUUUAAACUCAAACACGUCAUGUGUUUGCAUAUGUAUGUACAUAAAAACAGUUAUAUUGUAAUAUUAAACAAGCCACUUAUCUAACUUUGUAAAAACAAACCACUAAACACACAAAUGUUUUAUAGUUUGUGUGCUAUUGCUCAUUUCUAUGUCCUGAUUUAUUUUGACAAGGCCGUUUGGAAAGCAGCACACUUGUGUUCGAUGUCUUGCCGUGGAUAAUUUAUGGAUCCUUUGGGACUACUCCUUUAUAUAAAGGAAAGCUCUUUUUUUUGUUUCACUAUUAAAAUGAAAUAUGAAGCUGUUAUACAUGCAAUUACAAAAAACAACUAAACCAGUCAGUUUAGGCUUUUAUUGGCCUUGAGCAAAUCCGUGUUCAGGGAAUAAACUCAACCACUAUAUCUUUUUUUAAUUUCAAUUGAAAAUAAAUAGUGCAAAUAUAAAGAAGAUGUAAGCCAACGAUAUUGCAGCAGGUUAUCAGUUGAUCAGCAGACACUCUGCAUGUUUCUCCAAUCAGAAUUUAUGGAGCUCUGUGCAGCUUAGAUUUUUGUUAUGGCUUUUUUCUUCUUCUUCUUGUACUUUGAAGUUGUAAACUGUGGAGAACUGCAGGAAUGUAACUCCCUACCAUUUCAUAUCUAUUUUUCCUCCACAGCUGCUGCCAUUCAUAUGAGCCAUAUUGUGCAGCAGCAAUCCAAACAGUGGGGGGGGGGGGGGGGGGGGCAACUGAGACUGAAAUUUGACUUGACCUGUGUGCAGAUUAGCUCAAGUGAAUAUCUAAGUUUACUCCUUGCAGCGAAUGCAAGCAUAUUCUAAAGACUGACGUUCGUGCAAUGAGCCACAAAUUGACGUCUAAAUGCAAAAGUGGAAAAUUUGCUGCUGUCUUCUGUCUGAAGUCAGUGAAGCUGUUAUUAUGCAUGAAUUCAUUUGCCUUUUUUACAGUUACAGCUAGCACAGUUAGAACAGAGCAGCGUGUGGUCCCAAACAUACGAAGCACAGUGACAGAGACACUUUUAAAGAACAUGUUGACAUGGAAGUACGCUUACUAGCUUUAAGGUGAGUGCUUUUCUCAAAAUGUCACAAUUUUAAGAUAAAUGCCUGUGAGAAAACAAUAACUAUUCACGUAUUAUAAUCAUUUAUUCAGACAUAUUCCAGAUUGGUGUGAAUUAACUACUGAGUGAGGGAUCCAGCGUUGUAUUAUAGCACCCUUCACGCACUGAAGCCUGAAAGCCCUUUGACGUAUUUAAAAAUCUGUUUUUAUGGACACCGUCCAGUACAGAAUUAUUUGAUUUCCUGUUUAUUAUUUUUGUAAAUAGCAAAGGUUUCUUCUCCUGUGGUAUAUAUAUAGAAAAAAAGGCACAUGUUCAACUCUCACAAGCAUUUGAAUCACCCUGAAAAAUAGUGCUUUCUGUCAAAAACAAGAGACUCCUAGUUGUUGCAGAUUAUCAUCAUCAAUGCUGCACUUCAAAUCAUAAAAAAACAUACAGUUGGAAAACUAUCUAAAUAAUUGCAAUUAAAUCCUCAUUCAGAUGAUAAAAUGUUGCUUUAGGAAGUGAUCUUCUUUCAGCUUAUUUAUCCUGAUGAGCUGCAUUCCAAACAUUUUGACACAAGAUGGUUUUGCCACGUAAAAACUGGUCAAAACAUAUACAUAGAACAUUGCACACUAGGUGGAAACCAUAAUAACUAUGCAGAGACUCUGAACAUAAAUGCCUGCUCCCCACAACUUCUGUUUUUUUUUACUUUACACACUUCUUGACCCAAACAUAAUGAGUUUCUGUACUCUUGAAUGAAUUUGCAAUGGGCACAGCAGGAUUACCAAAUACACACAGAAUGCAUUUGUAUGUACUUUUACUUUGUACAAAACCCCAUACAUUUCUCAUGAUGCAGGAAAGCAAUCAAUAUGUAAACUUAAUGUCAUCAAUAGUCUCAAAAACACAACAUUGCAUCAUUAGCUGUCGGUGAAUUGUGUACAAAAUUCUAUUUUGUAGAAAAGGAUGAAAGAUAAAUUAUUUUAAAUGUACUUGGAGCUUAUAUUGAGUGUAAAUAAAGUAAAAUAUAUAUAUAUAUAUAUUUUUUUUUUCCCCAUCUGUAUUUUAUACUCUAUUUUUCUUUUUGGUGUUUGUUCCUAUUUGGGGUGGAGGCUUCAAAAAGCAAUGUAUAAUAUAAACUUGUAUCAUUUUAUGUAAACAAUUAUCCAAGCACUUUUAAAUCCUAACAAUUUUUCAACCAACUCACUUCAAGUUGUUUUUGUAAAUCACAAUCAUCCAAAUGUUUGAAAUGAUGUAAUCUGUAUUUAUAAGCAUUUUGUGAAGACUCAACUCUGUAAUUUGAGUUAUCCUGAUAUAAAGUUUAUCGCAACAUAAAACUGAUUUAUACUCACCUAUAAAUCGCGCACCAUGUACAUUUUGUUAGGAUUUAUUUUGUGCUUGUAAAAUGGAGAUAAAAACACACAAACUAUGUAUUUUGUUUUGUGAUAUUACACCAGCAGAGUUUUGUUCAUGUUCACCUAUUCAUGUCUUAUGGGAACUCUAAAUUAUUUUCCUCUACCUCAUGUGUAUAGCUUGUAGGUAUAAACAGAUUGCGGAUGACUGGUAAGAAUGUAUUUAAGUUAUUUAACAUCUUCGUAUAACAAAGGCGAAAAAMCCCCGAAAAUAAUAAAUGAAUUUUUAAAUUUUU
Molecule: messenger RNA, 4470 nt
Organism: Austrofundulus limnaeus
Lineage: Eukaryota; Metazoa; Chordata; Actinopteri; Cyprinodontiformes; Rivulidae
Gene: wnt9a
Product: wingless-type MMTV integration site family, member 9A
Biological process (GO): cell fate commitment; multicellular organism development; canonical Wnt signaling pathway
Cellular component (GO): extracellular region
Molecular function (GO): frizzled binding; cytokine activity
Source: RefSeq, a predicted model, not a curated record